Tetrahymena thermophila SB210 is the source of this 1236-nucleotide messenger RNA. RefSeq names its product immunoglobulin-like variable motif protein, putative. The transcript is spliced from 5 exons. Lineage: Eukaryota; Ciliophora; Oligohymenophorea; Hymenostomatida; Tetrahymenidae. Gene Ontology annotation, biological process: nucleotide-excision repair. The record is from RefSeq and is a predicted model, not a curated record. Gene Ontology annotation, molecular function: single-stranded DNA binding; DNA endonuclease activity. Gene Ontology annotation, cellular component: nucleus.
AUGGAUUAGGAGUUGUUGAAAGAUUUUCUAAAAAAUCUGGAGCUAAAUGCUUUGGAAAAGGCACUCAAAAUUAUAGAUGAAAAACCAAAAUAGAUUUAAAAACCUUAGAGUGAUUAAGAAGAUUAAAAUGUCGUCAUGGAUUUCUCAAAACUGUUUAAAAAAAAUCAUAGUAAAAAACCAGAAUUAGGGAAAAAUAGAUAAAAAAAAGGAAAUGAAUAAAAAAUCAAUAGCGAGAAUAAAGAGAAUAUGGAUUAAAAUGCAAAGAAUGUCUAAGUAAUUUAACCAGAGGUUAAGCUAAAAAAUGAAAUUCCUAAGAAUCUUACGAUAACAUAGGAAGAAAUGAAACAAAGAAAAUAUUUAGAUUAGAGAAGAUGGUUUUGUCUUUCAAGACCUCAAUAUCAGCGCUCUUGUGGAAUAAGUAGCUUGAUGUCCAACUGGAAUUAUUUAUUCUCUUGGCUUGGUGUUGGUACUUUACCACCUAUUUCUGUAGAAGAAGCCUUACAAAUCUUAGGAGUAGAAAAAGAAGGCAAGCUUUUUUAGGAUACUGAUUUCGGAACUUUCACUGGAAAUGGUACAUUAAUAAAAUGGUUCAAGCUCCUUUGCAAAUAUUUUAAAGUUGAUGGAACAGCAUAUAUUUUCUGGAAAAUGUGCGGAGAUAAUCGUACUCCUGGAAUAGAUGAAAAAGAAGCAUUAGACAGAUUAGAAGAAGGUUUAAGAAAUGAAAAUAUGACAUUUAUUUAUCAUGCUCAUGACCAUUAUUUCUGUCCUGUGGGCUAUGAAAUAGUUCCUCGUAGACCACCUGAUGCUUAUAAAAAAUUAGAAGAUAUAGACCCCAAUGAAGUAGACCAUUGGAUAUUUAUAGGAGAGCCAAGUAAAAGAUAUCCUGCAUUCCACAUUAGGUUAUGGUCAGAAAUAGCAAAAGAUAUAUCUUUAGGAAAUCCUUAAUACUACGAUAUUAGACACCCCGAAAAAGGAAUUAUGGAAAGAAAAGGAGAAUAUUUUAAAACUACAAAAGCAGGAACUAGCAUUCAUUGCAUAAUGGCAUUCUAAAAAAUAAUAAAGAAAAAGAAAUAAGUAAUCAGCAUCCCCAAAUAAAUAGGAUAAGCAGAAUAGUAAUAAGACGAAACUACCAUUCCUUAGAUUAAUGAAGAAGAUAAUUAAGAAACUGUGCAAGCAAAUGAAGUAUUAGAAGAACCUGAUAAUCUCAACUCUGACUCAAGAGAAGAUCUAGAUUGA